AUGGACACCAGCACACAGAAUGCCUUGCAAGGCUGUGUCUCGUCGCUGCAGUCUAGCAUGCAACUGCUGGAGUCGAGCAUCAACAUCCUGGACUCCGGCGUGAACGAUUACCCAAGACUCGGCAAAGUGCUGCAAACGACAAGACACUUCGAACUCGUCUCCGAACACGACCUCAUCACAGCCCAAUCCUCCCUCCUCUCCGAGAUCCAGCCCGAAGUGUCAAAUCUGUUAUCCCGCGUGGAGACUUAUCUCGACAAGCUCGAACGACGAGAGAAGUCGCUCAUAGCCAAGGCAGAGCUGCAAGAGGGUCGACUACAGCAGCCUUCGCGGGCUAGUCAAGGUGCCAAAAGUCCCAGGAUGAAGGGUGGUGCGAGUGGACUGGACAAGCUGGAGGAGCUGAAGUACCAACAGCUCAAGCAGAAGAAGGAGCGGUUGAGCUAUGCUGUUGAGAGGCUGGAGCUGCAGGCCAAUCAGAGGCAGAGGCAGUUGAGGAAGAGUAUGGCUUUCCAGUGA
Molecule: messenger RNA, 513 nt
Organism: Fulvia fulva
Lineage: Eukaryota; Fungi; Ascomycota; Dothideomycetes; Mycosphaerellales; Mycosphaerellaceae
Product: DASH complex subunit SPC19
Exons: 2
Coding region: 1-513 (170 amino acids)
Biological process (GO): attachment of spindle microtubules to kinetochore
Cellular component (GO): DASH complex; spindle microtubule
Source: RefSeq, a predicted model, not a curated record